Wyeomyia smithii (pitcher-plant mosquito) is the source of this 5564-nucleotide messenger RNA. Its product is annotated as MOXD1 homolog 1. NCBI's taxonomy places the organism in Eukaryota, Metazoa, Arthropoda, Insecta, Diptera, Culicidae. Gene Ontology annotation, biological process: norepinephrine biosynthetic process; dopamine catabolic process; octopamine biosynthetic process. Gene Ontology annotation, cellular component: secretory granule membrane. The transcript has 6 exons. The record is from RefSeq and is a predicted model, not a curated record. The coding region runs from base 787 to 2910 and encodes 707 amino acids. Gene Ontology annotation, molecular function: dopamine beta-monooxygenase activity; copper ion binding.
AACAUUGUCGUGCAUAUCGCCGCCGUGGUGGUUUGAGCCACACUUAAUUUUACCGGUGUGUCGUGUUGGUUCUUCUGCUUGUUGUUCCCUACUGAUUGUUUUUAUUUUUUCUCGUGACCGGUAAUCGAUAUAUAUCCGACGGGCAAAACCGGCUUUUGGGCAAAUUCGCGAUCGUUAUCUUUUCCCCGGUUUCGCCAAUCGAGAAAACCGCGUCGAUCCUUUGGCCUCGAAUCGCUACGCGAUGCAGUUUUCGUAGGUCCACUUGAGCGACUGGCAGCGGGUGACAUUCGGCCGAGGAAAGGGAAUAGAAUCGAAACCAUUUGAAUAAUUUGAAUUCGACGACAGGAAGUGUUAUUUAUUGCCCGGCCAAAAAGAGGACGGCUAAGCCUGCCUUCUAUGGAUCGUGAGAAUUUGUGUGGAUCGAAAAAAACGAAGCGUUUCGAAAAUAUUUGGCGCUUCAUUCUGGUGUGGUACCCUAGUGGGUAUGAAGCUUUGAGUCAGGAAAAAAGGUUAAUUCAUCAGGAAAAUAAUUGAAUUAGCGUGAGUGAAUAAGUGAGUUAAUGCUAUAAUCAAAGAAAAUAAAGCUUGAUUGUGGUUUUUCUUCAAAGUUUGGUGAGAAGUACCCGCCGCCGAAGCCGACUGUGGAUUACUGUGGCUUGGCUCUGCACAGAAGUGCUAACAAGAAAAAAAAGUAGUGAAAUCUCCGAGCGGUUUUGUGGGUGAGAGUGAUUUUUCAAUUGGGCUCGAUACAAUCAUAAUUAGCAGAGACGAGGAAGCAAAAUAAAUAUGGGCAAAUCAAGCAAUUAUUGCUUUAACCUAGCGGUCGGCUUGCUGCUAGUUCACAUUGUUGGGGUUUGUGGCAAAUUGGAACCGAUCCAUCACAAAUGGACCAGGUCGGAAAUAAUGGAUGCCAACGGUUUGUACCUGCUCGAGUGGAAGGUCGAUCACAAGGACAUCGUUUUCACGGUUACGGUCAACACACGGGGCUUAAUCGGAUUAGGAUUCUCACACAAAAGCGAACGGAUGAGCGGGUCGGAUCUAGUGCUCGUCUGGGUGGAUGAUCGGACAGGAAAACCGAAUGUGUUGGACUGUCACGGAGGCAAGGAUGCACACCGAGCACCAAUCCAAGAUGACACGCAGAAUUACCAGGUGGAAAGUGGUUUCCAAAAUCUAACACACACCAUCGUUACGUUUCGCCGAGCGUUGGAAACGUGCGAUCCGCAUGACGUGAUAAUCGGGACCGACACGAUGAAAGUGCUGUGGUCCUACGGCGACCGAGAUCCGGUUCAUGGUGAUCUGAAGGACCACGGCAAAAACCGUGGUGCACGAUCGAUACAAUUUCUCGGCCCGCUGUUCAAAAAACCGACGGAUCCUACAGUGCGACAUGACAUCCGCCAAUGGGACGUGACUGUGAAAAACGUUUCCAUCGAUGCCAGCAUGGAUACGCUGUACUGGUGCAAAAUUUUGAAAGCGCCCACUCUGCGCGAAAAGCACCACAUAAUUGGUUACGAAGCCAUUCUGACCAAAGAGAGCUCCACCAAACAACCGCUUGUUCAUCACAUGACUCUGUUCGAGUGCUCACCCAAUUCCUACCCCGGAUCGGAUCCCAACUCUUGGGAUGUUUGGGUCAAAAGCAGUGGAGCGGUAUGCAAUAGCAAUCUUCUCACACCCAGGGACUGGGAUUCUUGCAUCACACCGGUCGCCACAUGGGGCAUCGGAGCUUCUGGGCAAUUUCUGCCAGAGCAUAUUGGCAUUCCCAUCGGUGGUAAUAAAGGAGGCGCCAAAUAUUACAUGCUUGAAGUGCACUAUGAUAAUCCACGAGCGAAACGGGUACUAGAUCAUUCCGGAUUUCGAAUGCAUUACACGAGACACGUACGCCGUCACGAUGCAGGAAUGAUGAUCUCUGGUGUUUCUAUAUCGGAUACACAAAUGAUCCCACCAGGACAGAAACUGUACCGGAAUGUUGGAAUUUGUGGGCCCUCGUGUACAGGAGUUGUUUUCCCACAAGAUGGUAUAAACAUCGUAUCAGCUGCAUUACAUUCACAUGUAGCAGGACGAAAAAUGAAACUUAGGCACGUGCGAGAAGAAAAGGAGCUUCCGCGAAUAGUCGAGGAUGAUAACUAUGAUCACAAUUUCCAGCAGAUCAGACAACUAGAAAACGAAACUACAGUUUUGCCGGGUGACUACUUAAUAACGGAUUGUGCGUACGAAACUAUCGGCAGGAAACGUCCAACGCUAGGAGGCUACUCAACGAAACAGGAAAUGUGUCUGUCAUUCAUCACCUACUAUCCGAAAAUUGAACUAGCUGGGUGUUACAGUAUGACACCCGUGAAAGAAUUUUUCGAAACAUUUGGAGUCUUUCAGUUUUACUCUAUGAAUAUGACAGACGUGGAGAAUCUUUUUCUUUACAACGGAAACAUACUGGAUCUGCUCCCAACAACAGUGUUUCCGAAUUUUGCACCCGGUGGCGACGUGGAUGACGAGCAAAACCAGAUUGCUAUCAAGGCGUUACAAAACGCUAAGGAAUACAGUAUAGUGGACGAAGAAGACGUGCUUUACAAAGAAUCAAUACUAAACAAAUUAAUUAUUUCCGACCCUGUGGAGUUCCAUGAUCGGACAUUUUUGUCACAUCUAAAUCAACUACCCUGGCAGGAGCCACUCUUCACCCGUCGAGUGGAGCAGAGUAUUUUGACGGGCAAACACAUGACCUUUUGUCGAGUAUCGAAUGACUCGAUUUCUGUGGCGGCGGAAAUCUUCAAAUACCCUUCUUUUGAUGCCUAUGUGAAACCUCCCAGUCACUGCCCCUUUCACCUGUUUAUAGAAUACAAUCAGUCAUCGAGAGCAAGGAAACUAUCCAGUACAAAAGCGCUGGUGUUAUUGUUGUUGUUAGUUGUCUAUCAUCAUCAUUGAACCGAAAGACUUCAUGUUAUGUACCUACGUUAUAUGACCCAAAUGAGAGUCUAAGUAGCACCAAAUGUUGUGCACUGUUGGGUCACAGACUAACAGACAUAACACUUCGAACAAAUGUUCAAUAAAAUCAUCGUCCGGAUGAUUCUAGUACCUUACAUUAGUAACACUAGCACCAUCUGCUGCCGUGUUCGCGCUGCGUCAUGUAUUUUGACAUCAGCGCUAGCGUUACUGCAUGUGUCAAAUGGGGAACCACAAAAUAUGAAUGAAAUUGCAUGACAGCGCCCCAGACGGCGUUUUCGCGCGAUGACUGUCGAUUGGAAAUUUAAAAUGAUCGUUUUUCUGUGGCGAUGGAGCUAGGUUCCAGUGUUACGUCUGUUAGUCUGUGGUUGGGUCAUUCUCUUUCUUCUUUUCUCAUAGAUCUUCAACCUAAACACGUAUUCUACUUAACUGCUCUUAUUUAUUGACCCAUUUGUUUAUAAUACCUCUAAUUUAUUACCCAAUGUUUAACUAUUACCUACUUGUAUGCACAAUGCAUAUUUUUUCACUUUUUAACUUAAUACUUAACUACAAUAAUCAUAAUUGUAUCUAUCGAAAGAUUUCUACUAGCUUACAAUAAGCGAAAAUAAUACCAAAGUUGACUUCCAUCGGUAAAUGGAAAAAAAUAACUCUAAUUCGUUAGUAUAUCGUAGCAUCGUCUAAGUGCAUUGUUUCAAGUUGGUUGAUACAGAUAUUCUUUUGAUAUGAUAUAAAAGUGAAAGUCAGUGAGCGAAAAGCUCUACAUAAAUUAGUUUAGUACAAUCAGUUAUUAUUUAGCAUUACCAGAUUGUUUCAGUUUAUUUUGCAACUGAAAAUUACUUAAUAUGACUAAAAAAACGCUAAAACUGUUUGCACCGAUCUGAAACUGACAAAACUUAGAUCUCCUGUAAAAAGUCUUAUUGAUAUAUAGUUAUAUUAAUAUAUAGUUAGACAUUAAACAAAACAUUAAAACACCAUCCCUAAUAGAAACGUUGGUUUUCUAUGGAUAUAUACGACUCACUUCAUGCCAGUCAAUCCUAACUGUAGAAUGGCUCGCUAAUAUUUGAAACAAAAAUGAGCAAAAAAUGCAUAGAACGCUAGCCAUUUCGCGUUGACGGCGUUGCUGAUAUUUGUUUGGUUUUUGCAUGCGAAAAAGAAGGAAGGAAAUAUUUUUGCUUUUGUCAUCACGCACAUUCUGACAAUUGCAUAUGAGAGUUCACGUAGGUGCGAACAGCCUUCAAAAUCUCUUUCAACGCGAAUAACCCGAUUUGGUGCCAACUUUACCAAGAAAACAAAUUUGCAGUGUCCGAAACACGAAACUGAAUCACAUUUAGUUUUAUUGAUAUUUAUUACUGAUCAGAGUGAAUAGAUAGAGUGACGCAGAGUCUGAAACCAGAAAAACCAAACGAACCGUCAAACGCUGUACCUAACGAGCAAAGUAAACAAACAUUGCUGUUCGCUAGAUUUGUUGGAAAAAGUAUCGUAAUCAUUAAAAAAAAGUUUUUCAUAAAUUGAAUUUUUUUUUUCAUUUUGUUUAUUUGAAUGAAUCGUUUCCUGGUAACAAUUAGACAAAAGUACGAAAAAAAUAACAGUUUAUUUGCCUCAAUUUCAUUUUUUUAUGUUUUAUACGCAAGAAACUACGACAUAAGCUAUACUGCCAUGGAACGGCUGUCAAACUUAUUAGCGUUCGCUUAUUAGUCCCAGCAACAGCAGAAGUCUCAGCAGCAGCAACAGUUUCAACGUCGCAAGGCUACAAUAUAGGAUUAACUUUAGUCAAAAAAACAAAACACACAUAAAGUAAAACAAACCUCUUCCAUGCAAUCGUCCUGGUUUGUUUCACUAAAAUCCGGCACAAUUUGGAAAACCGGGAGCACACCCGGCAUAGCUCUUAGCCUCCCGCCGGCUUUGGCCACGUGCAGGUCUUGCUCGUAAUUAAAUUGAAGCUGUUCAGAAUGACAAAAAAAAACUAUUUAUUCAUCACUUGUAAUUAUUUUCUAAUUUACUUACACUACAAAGUCGGGUGUUUUCGUCAAUGAAAUAGUCUGCUGGGAGACAACAAAAAUCCAUCCACUGUUUCCUCACAAUCGGAUUCUUCGGGAACCGAAAAAAACUCACAUUCCUUACUGUUUUUUGUUUUUUUUUUUGUUACUACACAAAACGCACUUCAUUUUAUCUAUCUCUAUCAAACUUUAUCAAACGAACUUGUUUUAAAUUUAAAUACAAUAACGAUCUAUUCACUCUGACAAUAACAACACACCGUUGAAGUCAACUGAAACUUGCGCAAAAAGGGGCUGCCAGAAAAAUAUUUUAAUGGAUACAUAAAAAAACCGUGUUGCUGUUUUGACUGAAUUUCUCUCUGCGCCACUCUAUCUAUUCAUUCUGUUACUGAUAAUAAUGCGCAGAGUCUUUUUGGAAAUCAUAAAAUAAAAACAAGAACAAUUUCUAUGUGUAGCCAAUCAGCACUCUGGCUCGGCUGGAAUUUUCUCUAUACUGAAUUGGAUAUUUAUAUCUGAGCCUGUAGGAUGAAAGAAUGUUUUUCGCAUUACUAAACCUGCUGUAAAUUUAUAGAUUUAAGAUUCAUAGUUUGUCUAUAUUACAUUUGUAUCAUAUUUGGGAAAUAAAUGAAAUACUCAAUCAUA